GGCCCCUCUCCACCAACGAAACCUUAACCCAAACCCCUGUUUACCUGUUUUUUUCCGCUGCCUUCUCUCUCUCUCUCGCUGAUCAGUCUAUCUUCUCUCCGCCUCCUCUUUCUCCCGUCUCCGAUUCAAAUGGCCGUUUCUCCGGUAGGUAUGACGGCUGUUGUCUCGGUGGCGGCGCCCUCGACGUCCUCCCUCCCAUGCCACCGGCCCAUUCUCCUACGGGUUCCCCCACUUCGCUGCCCGUCCCGGCGCCCUCUGAACUCUUGGGUCGGCCGUCGCGCCAGCGCUCCCGUCUCCGCUACCCCGGCCGCCUCUUCCACGGACGAGGUCGCCGCAGUCUCUCCUUCAGGAGAUUCGUCUAGUGGAAUUGAGAACUUGGUGAUCAUUGGUUCUGGUCCAGCUGGUUAUACUGCAGCUAUAUAUGCUGCUCGUGCAAAUUUAAAGCCUGUUGUGUUUGAAGGUUAUCAAGUAGGUGGUGUUCCAGGAGGGCAGUUAAUGACUACUACAGAAGUUGAAAAUUUUCCUGGGUUUCCAGAAGGGAUAACCGGUCCUGAUUUGAUGGAUAGGAUACGACGGCAAGCUGAACGUUGGGGUGCUGAACUUUUUCAAGAAGAUGUCGAAUUUGUUGUUGUCCGGACUAAUCCUUUCAUCAUCCGCAGUAGUGAGCGUGAGGUAAAAUGCCAUAGUCUUAUCAUAGCAACAGGAGCAAAUGCCAAAAGACUUAGGUUGCCUCGUGAAGACGAAUUUUGGAGUAGAGGGAUCAGUGCUUGUGCAAUAUGUGAUGGAGCAUCACCACUAUUCAAGGGGCAAGUAUUGGCUGUUGUUGGAGGAGGUGACACAGCUACCGAGGAAGCAUUAUACUUGACCAAAUAUGCACGCCAUGUACACUUGCUUGUUCGUAAAAACCAUCUGCGGGCAUCUAAAGCUAUGCAAGACAGAGUAUUCAACAACCCGAAUGUCACAGUGCACUUCAAUACAGAAGCCAUGGACGUUGUUAGCAAUAGCAAGGGCCAGAUGUCAGGAGUUUUAACAAAAAGAGUUGAUACAGGCGAAGAAUCAGUACUCGAUGUAAAAGGUCUAUUCUAUGGUAUAGGGCAUACUCCAAACAGCCAGUUGUUGGAAGGACAAAUUGAACUUGAUAGUUCUGGAUAUAUCUUAGUCAAAGAAGGCACAGCAAAAACUUCAGUUGAAGGUGUCUUUGCUGCUGGUGAUGUACAGGAUCAUGAGUGGAGGCAAGCGAUUACUGCUGCUGGUUCUGGAUGUGUUGCUGCUUUAUCUGUUGAAAGAUAUCUAGUUUCAAACAAUCUUCUUGUUGAGUUCCAUCAGCCUGUAACUGAAGAUGUCAAGAAGGAACUUACUGACAAGGAUGUACAAAUGGGUUUCGAUAUAACACUGACAAAGCACAAAGGACAGUAUGCACUUCGGAAGUUGUAUCAUGAAAGCCCAAGGUUAUUAUGUGUUCUAUAUACAGCACCAACAUGUGGUCCAUGUAGGACACUGAAACCAAUUUUAAGCAAGGUGAUAGAUGAAUUUGAUCAAAAUGUGCACUUCGUUGAAAUUGACAUUGAAGAAGACCCUGAAAUUGCAGAAGCAGCGGGAAUUAUGGGAACACCCUGUGUUCAAUUCUUUAAAAAAAGGGAAAUGCUUAGGACAGUACCUGGUGUGAAAAUGAAGAAAGAAUACAGAGAAUUUAUUGAGGCGAACAAAUGAAAGAAACAAAACUUGCAGUUUUAGGUUCUGUUGUUUUUUCUGUUUUGCUCUUCAAUUUACCCAUCCAAAAUGCCAAUUUUCCAACUUUUCUGGAAACCCAAAUAUGUAUAUUCAGUGAUCUUUAGGAAAUGCUUAAUUUACAACUUGGAUAUCCCAUUCUCUCA
Musa acuminata AAA Group (dessert banana) is the source of this 1874-nucleotide messenger RNA. RefSeq names its product thioredoxin reductase NTRC-like. Gene Ontology annotation, biological process: removal of superoxide radicals; cell redox homeostasis. The record is from RefSeq and is a predicted model, not a curated record. Gene Ontology annotation, molecular function: thioredoxin-disulfide reductase (NADPH) activity. The transcript has 10 exons. The coding region runs from base 130 to 1710 and encodes 526 amino acids. Gene Ontology annotation, cellular component: cytoplasm. Lineage: Eukaryota; Viridiplantae; Streptophyta; Magnoliopsida; Zingiberales; Musaceae.